AUGGAGUGUCCCACGGGAUGGGGGCACAGUCAGCACGGGGUGCCCCGCAGGGUGGGACAGGGCCACCUAAGGGUGUCCCGUGGGGUGGCCAGGGCCAGCCGGAGUGCUCCACGGGGUGGGGCAGGGCCAUCACAGGGUGCUCCACGGGAUGGGCCAGGGCCAUCACAGGGUGCUCCACGGGAUGGGCCAGGGCCAUCACAGGGUGCUCCACGGGGUGGGGUAGGGCCAUCACAGGGUGCUCCACGGGGUGGGCCAGGGCCAUCACAGGGUGCUCCACGGGGUGGGCCAGGCCAUCACAGGUGCUCCACGGGGUGUAGGCCAUCACAGGGUGCUCACGGGUGGGCCAGGGCCAUCAAAGGGUGCUCCACGGAUGGGCCAGCCAUCACAGGUGCUCCACGGGGUGGGGUAGGGCCAUCACAGGGCAGUUCACUCUGGAUGGGCCAGGGCCAUCACAGGGUGCUCCACGGAUGGGCCAGGGCCAUCACAGGGUGCUCCACGGGGUGGGGUAGGGCCAUCACAGGGUGCUCCACGGGGUGGGCCAGGGCCAUCAAAGGGUGCUCCACGGGAUGGGCCAGGGCCAUCACAGGGUGCUCCACAGGAUGGGCCAGGGCCAUCACGGGGUGCCCCGCGGGGUGGGCCACGGCCAUCACGGGGUGCCCCGCGGGGUGGCCAGGGCCAGCCGGAGUGCUCCAUGGGGUGGGGCAGGGCCAUCACGGGGUCCUCCACGGGAUGGACCAGGGCCAUCACGGGGUGCUCCCCGCGGGUGGGGCCAGGGCCCACGGGGUGUCUCCGCGGUGGGCCAGGUCCAUCACUGGGGUGCUCCACGGAUGGGCCAGGGCCAUCACGGGGUGCUCCACGGGGCUAGGCCAUCACGGGUGCCUGCGGGUGGGCUUCAGGGCCAUCACGGGGUGCCCUGCGGGUGGGGGGCCAGAUAAGCGGGCCCCAUGCUGA
Homarus americanus (American lobster) is the source of this 951-nucleotide messenger RNA. Its product is annotated as translation initiation factor IF-2-like. Bases 1 to 951 code for a protein of 316 amino acids. The transcript has a single exon. NCBI's taxonomy places the organism in Eukaryota, Metazoa, Arthropoda, Malacostraca, Decapoda, Nephropidae. The record is from RefSeq and is a predicted model, not a curated record.